Messenger RNA from Microtus ochrogaster (prairie vole), 1142 nucleotides. RefSeq names its product protein SET. NCBI's taxonomy places the organism in Eukaryota, Metazoa, Chordata, Mammalia, Rodentia, Cricetidae. The record is from RefSeq and is a predicted model, not a curated record. Gene Ontology annotation, cellular component: nucleus. Gene Ontology annotation, biological process: nucleosome assembly. The coding region runs from base 62 to 931 and encodes 289 amino acids. The transcript has a single exon.
CUGCGAGUUUCUUCCUGCUCUCUGCAUCUGGCCUCUGCCUUCUAGCCACUUCCCUCGUGUCAUGGCCCCUAAACGGCAAUCUGCGCUUCUGCCUCAGUCCAAGAAACCCAAAUCGGCUCCGUCCCCGAAACUGGAGGACAAGUCUGCCUCUCCCGGCCUGCCGAAGGGAGAAAAAGAACAGCAAGAAGCAAUUGAACACAUUGACGAAGUACAAAAUGAAAUAGACAGACUUAAUGAACAAGCAAGUGAGGAAAUACUAAAAGUAGAACAAAAAUAUAACAAACUCCGCCAACCGUUUUUUCAGAAGAGGUCAGAAUUGAUCGCUAAAAUCCCAAAUUUUUGGGUAACCACAUUUGUCAACCAUCCACAAGUGUCUGCACUGCUUGGGGAGGAAGACGAAGAGGCUCUGCAUUAUUUAACCAGAGUUGAAGUAACAGAAUUUGAAGACAUUAAAUCAGGUUACAGAAUAGAUUUUUAUUUUGAUGAAAAUCCCUACUUCGAAAAUAAAGUUCUCUCCAAAGAAUUUCAUCUGAAUGAGAGUGGUGACCCAUCCUCAAAGUCCACUGAAAUCAAAUGGAAAUCUGGAAAGGAUUUGACAAAACGCUCGAGUCAAACACAGAAUAAGGCCAGCAGGAAGAGACAACACGAAGAGCCAGAGAGCUUCUUUACCUGGUUUACUGACCACUCUGAUGCAGGUGCAGAUGAGUUAGGAGAAGUCAUCAAAGAUGACAUUUGGCCAAACCCCUUGCAGUACUAUUUGGUUCCUGAUAUGGACGAUGAAGAGGGAGAGGCAGAAGAUGAUGACGAUGAUGAUGAAGAAGAAGAAGGCUUGGAAGAUAUUGAUGAAGAAGGAGAUGAAGGUGAAGAAGAUGAAGAUGAAGAUGAUGAUGAAGGGGAAGAAGGAGAGGAGGAUGAAGGCGAGGAUGACUAGCAGAGAAGACUGAUGGAUUCCGACUCUCUUUUUUAUUUUCUUUUUAUUAAAUUUCUCCAGUCCCUGGGAGCAAGUUGCAGUCAUUUCCCUCCCAUCCCCAAUCCCUCUUGUGCUCAGUCGCCCUGUUUCUGAGGUCUCGCUUCUCAAUACCAUGGUUCUCAACUUAUUUUGGGGGAAAUGUCUUGAGCAAAAUACAAUGGGAAAAGAAAAA